Messenger RNA from Papaver somniferum (opium poppy), 2000 nucleotides. Its product is annotated as phospho-2-dehydro-3-deoxyheptonate aldolase 1, chloroplastic-like. Lineage: Eukaryota; Viridiplantae; Streptophyta; Magnoliopsida; Ranunculales; Papaveraceae. The record is from RefSeq and is a predicted model, not a curated record. The transcript is spliced from 5 exons. Bases 130 to 1743 code for a protein of 537 amino acids. Gene Ontology annotation, molecular function: 3-deoxy-7-phosphoheptulonate synthase activity. Gene Ontology annotation, biological process: aromatic amino acid biosynthetic process.
CCCUCACAUUCUCCUUUCUCCAAAUAGGGUUCGCAUUUUUCUUUUCCUCGCUUCCUCAAUCUCACUCUAAAUCUAAGAUUUUUGUGAAAUAAAGGAAAAGAGAAAAAAGGAACUCUAAAUACAAAAUCAAUGGCUUUGACAAGUAGUUCUGCAGCAAUCUCAACCAAAUCUAUCCUCCAAACCCAUCAUCAAAACUCACUAAUCAACUCAUCUAAACCAAACCCAUGUUUGAUCUCUCUAUCUAAACAGAGAUUAUCAUCAAUCAAAGCUGUUCAUGCUGCUGAACCAGCAAAAAAUAAUUUAGUACCACCAAAACCCACCUCCACCACAGCAACAGCAGCAGCACCUAAAUUGAAGAGUGCUGAGAAAUGGGCAAUUGAUAGUUGGACUACAAAGAAGGCAUUACAAUUGCCUGAAUACCCAAACAAACAAGAAUUAGAAGCUGUAUUGAAAACUAUUGAAGAGUUCCCACCAAUUGUAUUUGCUGGUGAAGCAAGAAGUUUAGAAGAGAAAAUUGGUGAUGCUGCUAUGGGUAAAGCAUUUUUGCUUCAAGGUGGUGAUUGUGCUGAAUCUUUCAAAGAAUUCAACGCCAACAACAUCCGUGAUACUUUCAGAAUUCUUCUACAAAUGGGUGUUGUUCUUAUGUUCGGAGGUCAAAUGCCUGUCGUCAAGGUGGGAAGAAUGGCAGGACAAUUUGCAAAACCAAGAUCGGAUAAUAUGGAAGAGAAGGAUGGAGUGAAGCUACCAAGUUACAGAGGGGAUAACAUAAAUGGAGAUACAUUUGAUGAGAAAUCAAGAACCCCAGAUCCACAAAGGAUGAUUAGAGCUUACUGUCAAUCUGCAGCAACUUUGAAUCUUCUUAGGGCUUUUGCAACUGGAGGUUAUGCUGCUAUGCAAAGAGUUACUCAGUGGAAUCUUGAUUUCACCGAGCAUAGUGAACAGGGUGACAAGUACCGCGAACUUGCUCACCGUGUAGAUGAAGCCCUAGGUUUCAUGUCAGCUGCUGGACUUGGUGUUGAUCACCCAAUUAUGACUACCACAGAGUUCUUUACAUCUCAUGAAUGCUUGCUUUUACCUUAUGAGCAAGCCUUGACUAGGGAAGAUUCAACUUCCGGACUUUUCUAUGAUUGUUCUGCCCACAUGGUUUGGGUUGGUGAACGUACUAGGCAGCUAGAUGGUGCACAUGUUGAGUUCCUGAAAGGAAUCUCUAAUCCCCUUGGUAUCAAGGUAAGUGACAAAAUGGACCCUAACGAGUUAGUUAAGCUCAUCGAGAUCUUAAACCCAACAAACAAGCCAGGUAGAAUUACAAUUAUCACAAGGAUGGGAGCUGAGAACAUGAGAGUGAAGCUCCCUCAUCUGAUUAGGGCAGUCCGUAGAGCCGGGCAGAUUGUUACUUGGGUCAGUGACCCCAUGCAUGGAAACACCAUCAAGGCUCCAUGUGGUCUCAAAACUCGUCCAUUCGAUUCAAUCAGGGCUGAGGUACGAGCAUUCUUUGAUGUGCACGACCAGGAAGGAAGUCAUCCAGGCGGUGUUCACUUAGAGAUGACUGGACAAAACGUGACAGAAUGCAUUGGAGGAUCUAGAACAGUGACUUUUGAUGACUUAAGCUCACGUUACCACACUCAUUGUGACCCUCGUCUGAAUGCCUCCCAGUCGCUCGAACUUGCAUUCAUUAUCGCUGAACGACUUAGAAAGAGAAGAAUUGGAUCAGAACAAGCACUUGGUGGAUUCUUAGGGAUGUAAAAGUAACUAAAAGCAAAAGAAAUCUCUAAUUAAGUGUUGUUGGUUUAAUUUUUUACAUGGUUCCAGUUGAACAAAUGUCUUAAUUUUUAAUCAUGGGUUUUUGUGGGUUUAAACUAUGUGUAUGUAAUGUAUACUAUUAGUGAAACAAGUCAUGGUUUGGGGAUUUUGAAACCUUGAAAUGAAGAGGGGGAGAACAAAUAAAGAUCUAUUAAUUAAUUUAUUUUAUUUCUUCUUUUUGAUAAGAAGCAUUUCCGAUA